GUGGAGCGCAUCAAGGAGCGCGUGGAGGAGAAGGAGGGGAUCCCCCCCCAGCAGCAGCGCCUCAUCUACAGCGGGAAGCAGAUGAACGACGAGAAGACGGCGGCGGACUACAAGAUCCAGGGCGGCUCGGUGCUGCACCUGGUGCUAGCCCUGCGCGGGGGCGGGGCCCGGCGAGGAGAGGGGCGGGGCUAACGCCCGGCCCCACCCUCCGCCCUCGUUCGCGGCCCCGCCCCUAUUGACCCCUCCCCCGUCCUGGUGUUUGCAUGGAUCCCCCGUUGAAUUAAAGCGUCUGUGAUGUCA
Molecule: messenger RNA, 300 nt
Organism: Numida meleagris (helmeted guineafowl)
Lineage: Eukaryota; Metazoa; Chordata; Aves; Galliformes; Numididae
Gene: NEDD8
Product: neural precursor cell expressed, developmentally down-regulated 8
Biological process (GO): regulation of proteolysis; protein neddylation; modification-dependent protein catabolic process
Cellular component (GO): nucleus; cytoplasm
Molecular function (GO): ubiquitin protein ligase binding; protein tag activity
Source: RefSeq, a predicted model, not a curated record